This is a messenger RNA of Pongo pygmaeus (Bornean orangutan), 8258 nucleotides long. RefSeq names its product pleckstrin homology and RhoGEF domain containing G4B (gene PLEKHG4B). The record is from RefSeq and is a predicted model, not a curated record. Gene Ontology annotation, molecular function: guanyl-nucleotide exchange factor activity. The transcript has 21 exons. The coding region runs from base 509 to 5092 and encodes 1527 amino acids. NCBI's taxonomy places the organism in Eukaryota, Metazoa, Chordata, Mammalia, Primates, Hominidae.
GAAAAACAUGUUAAGCCUGGAAGCAGAACUUCAGCAGAUGCGGCUCUUUUCCUGUCUGUCUUUAGUGAGGCUUUGAGCUGCCUCGCACAAGCAGGAUCUGGAAUCUCUUGAUGCCUAUAUCCAGAGGACGCUCUCUGCCUUGUACCCACCGUUUGAAGCCACGGCAGCCACGGUGCUCUGGCAGCUGUUCAGCGUGGCUGAGAGGUGCCACGGUGGGGACGGGCUGCACUGCCUCACCAGCUUCCUCCUCCCAGCCAAGAGGGCCCUGCAGCACCUGCAGCAGGAAGCCUGUGCUAGGUACAGGGGUCUGGUCUUCCUGCACCCAGGCUGGCCGCUGUGCGCCCAUGAGAAGGUGGUGGUGCAGCUGGCGUCCCUGCACGGAGUCAGGCUCCAGCCCGGGGACUUCUAUCUCCAGGUCACAUCGUCGGGGAAGCAGUCAGCUAGACUGGUCUUGAAAUGCCUGUCCCGGCUGGGAAGGGGCACAGAGGAAGUCACCGUCCCUGAGGCCAUGUAUGGCUGUGUCUUCACGGGGGCGUUCCUGGAGUGGGUGAACCGGGAGCGGCGCCACGUCCCCCUGAAAACCUGCUUGCUGACCUCAGGCUUGGCCGUCCACCGAGCCCCGUGGAGCGACGUCACUGACCCUGUCUUUGUCCCCAGCCCUGGAGCCAUCCUGCAGAGCUGCUCCAGCUGCACAGGUCCUGAGCGGCUGCCCAGCAGCCCCUCAGAGGCCCCGGUCCCCACCCAAGCCAUGGCAGGCCCCCAUUUCCAGGGAAGCACCUCUUGCCCCGACACCCUGACCCCACCCUGCCGCCAAGGGCGUACGGGCAGCGACCAGCUCAGGCACCUUCCUUACCCAGGAAGAGCCGAGCUGGGAAGCCCCAGGACCCUGUUUGGAAGCUCAGACAGGGACUUUGAAAAGGUCAGCCCCUCAGAGCAGGGCCCACGGAUGCCGCCUGAGAACUGCGGGGGGUCGGGGGACAGGCCGGACCCCAUGGACCAGGAGGACGGCCCCAAGGCCCUCACCUUCCACACAGACCUGGGCAUCCCGAGCAGCAGGAGGCGGCCGCCGGGGGACCCCACUUGUGUGCAGCCUAGACGCUGGUUCAGGGAGUCGUACAUGGAGGCCUUGCGGAACCCCAUGCCCCUGGGCAGCUCUGAGGAGGCCCUCAGGGACCCGGCCUGCAGCUCCCUGGCUGAAGCCAGCAGGGACCUGGGGACUGGGGCAGCAGCCAGUGGGACCCAGGAGGAAACCUCCGGCCCCCGGGCAGACCCCCAACAGACCCCAAGUCUAGAGAAGGAGAGGCACACGCCCAGCCGGACAGGUCUAGGAGCUGCAGGGCAGACCCUUCCCAGGAGAUCUCGGUCCCGGGAAAGGGCACCCAGAAGCUCCAGAGGGGCCCAGGCUGCAGCCUGCCACACCUCCCACCACUCAGCAGGCUCCAGGCCUGGGGGCCACCUAGGAGGACAAGCUGUGGGGACCCCAAACUGUGUCCCAGUAGAGGGUCCUGGCUGCACCAAAGAAGACGUUCUUGCGUCCUCAGCCUGCAUCAGCACAGACGGCGGCAGCCUCCAUUGUCACAACCCCAGCAGGCCUUCCGGUGUGCCUGCCCAGCAGCCACACCCUGAGCAAGAAGGGUGGCCACCCGGCACAGGAGACUUCCCCAGCCAGGUGCCCAAGCAGGUGCUGGACGUCAGCCAGGAGCUGCUGCAGUCCGGGAUCGUCACCCUCCCAGGGACCCGAGACCGUCAUGGCAGAGCAGUGGUGCAGAUCCGCACCAGGAGCCCGCUCUGGACCAGGGAACACUCGUCCUGUGCUGAGCUGACCCGCCUGCUGCUGUACUUCCAUAGCAUCCCCAGGAAGGAGGUCCGGGACCUGGGGCUGGUCGUCCUGGUGGAUGCACGCAGGAGUCCAGCUGCCCCUGCCGUCUCCCACGCCCUUGCGGGAUUGCAGAACAACACAUCUCCUAUAAUUCAUAGUAUCUUGCUGUUGGUAGAUAAAGAAUCUGCAUUUAGGCCUGACAAGGAUGCAAUAAUUCAGUGUGAGGUCGUGAGCUCCCUGAAGGCCCUGCACAAAUUUGUUGACAGCUGCCAGCUGACCGCAGACCUCGACGGCUCCUUUCCCUACAGCCAUGGUGACUGGAUCUGCUUCCGUCAGAGGCUGGAACACUUUGCUGCAAACUGCGAAGAAGCCAUCAUUUUCCUACAGAAUUCAUUCUGCUCCCUGAACACCCACAGAACCCCAAGAACAGCCCAGGAAGUCACCGAGUUAAUUGACCAGCACGAGACGAUGAUGAAGCUUGUCCUGGAAGACCCACUGCUCGUGUCUCUCAGGCUGGAGGGGGGCACUGUCCUGGCGCGGCUGAGGAGAGAAGAGCUUGGCACAGAAGAUAGCCGGGACACCCUGGAGGCCUCCACAGGCCUGUACGACCGAGUGGAUGAGGAGGUGCACAGGCUGGUCCUCGCCUUGAACAAUCAUCUCCAGCAGCUAGAGCGCCUCCGGGAGCUGGCAUCGCUCCUGGAAGGGAAUGACCAGGUCCAUGCGCGUGCCCUCACAGGGGCCUCCAGACAAAGACGUGCAGCAGGGACGCGCGGCACUGUGCACACUCCCGGCCUCCCCACGACUGACCCCAGCUCCCAGAUGUUGGCCAGGGGUCCAACUGGUCCAAUCCCUGGGGCAGGACCAGGAACCCCACACCAGCAAUCCUACCAGAAAGGACUACAGCUGGCGAAGGAGAACCCGCAACGUACAGAGGAAAUGGUCCAGGAUUUCAGAAGGGGCCUGAGCGCCGUGGUCAGCCAGGCUGAGUGCGGGGAGGGAGAGCUGGCCAGGUGGACCCACUCGUCCGAGUUGUGCGAGACGGUGAGCAGCUGGAUGGGGCCCCUGGACCCGGAGGCUUCUGCCUCCUCACUCCUGGCUGAGUGUUUGAGGAGCUGUCACCAGGAGGCUACCUCGGUGGCUGCAGAGGCCUUCCCCGGGGCAGGUGUGGCAGUGCUGAAGCCUCAUGCCCUGGGGAGACUGUGGGCAUCACAGCAAGACCUGUGGCUGCAGUACCCCCAGACCCGGCUCCGUCUGGAAGAGGCCCUUUCUAAGGCCGCCCCAGACCCCAGCUUACUGCCCCUUGCCCAGAGCCCCCCAAAGCAUGAGCGUGCCCAGGCCAUGAGGAGGCCCCAUAAGCCACCCUCAGUCCCCAGCACAGACAGUGAGGGUGGCGCCUGGGAACCUGCCCAACCACUGUCCGGCCUCCCUGGACGAGCACUUCUGUGUGGACAGGACGGGGAGCCCCUGGGCCCAGGGCUGUGUGCUCCGUGGGACCCACUGUCCCCCCUCGGGGGCCUUCCAGGGGCAGGGGCCACCACGGCCCACCUGGAGGACAGCUCUGCCUGCUCCUCUGAGCCCAUCCAGACCCUGGCCAGCCGCCCCAGGAAACAUCCCCAGAAGAAAAUGAUAAAGAAAACGCAAAGUUUCGAGAUACCUCAGCCCGACAGUGGCCCCAGGGACUCCUGCCAGCCAGACCAUACCGGUGUCUUCAGCAAGGGCCUGGAGGUAACCAGCACUGUAGCCACAGAGAAGAAGCUCCUGCUGCGGCAGCGUGCCAGGAGCCCCCCGGUCACUCGGAGCCGGAGUCUGUCCUCCCCCUCGGGUCUCCACCCUGCUGAGGAGGAUGGGAGGCAGCAGGUGAGCAGCAGCCGACUGAGGCACAUCAUGGCUGAGAUGAUCGCCACAGAGAGGGAGUACGUUCGGUGCUUAGGAUACGUCAUCGACAACUAUUUCCCAGAAAUGAAAAGAAUGGACUUGCCCCAGGGCCUUCGAGGGAAGCACCACGUUAUUUUCGGCAACUUGGAGAAGCUCCACGACUUCCACCAGCAGCACUUCCUCCGGGAGCUGGAGCGCUGCCGGCACUGCCCCUUGGCCGUGGGCCGCAGUUUCCUAAGACACGAAGAGCAAUUUGGGAUGUACGUGAUCUACAGCAAAAACAAGCCGCAGUCGGAUGCCCUGCUCAGCAGCCACGGCAACGCCUUCUUCAAGGACAAGCAGCGGGAGCUGGGUGACAAGAUGGACCUGGCCUCCUACCUGCUGCGGCCCGUGCAGCGUGUGGCCAAGUACGCGCUGCUACUCCAGGACCUGCUCAAGGAGGCCAGCUGCAGCCUGGCCCAGGGGCAGGAGCUGGGCGAGCUCCGAGCCGCUGAGGUCAUGGUCUGCUUCCAGCUGCGUCACGGCAAUGACCUGCUGGCCAUGGACGCCAUCCGCGGCUGUGACGUGAAUUUGAAGGAACAGGGGCAGCUGAGAUGCCGGGAUGAGUUUAUCGUUUGCUGCGGGAGGAAGAAGUAUCUGAGGCAUGUGUUCCUCUUUGAAGACCUCAUCCUGUUUAGCAAGACCCAGAAGGUGGAGGGCAGCCACGACGUCUACCUGUACAAGCAGUCCUUCAAGACGGCCGAGAUCGGGAUGACAGAGAACGUCGGGGACAGUGGCUUGAGGUUUGAGAUUUGGUUUCGCAGGCGGCAGAAAUCUCAGGACACCUACAUUCUCCAAGCAAGCUCGGCAGAGGUCAAGAGUGCAUGGACCGAUGUCAUAGGGAGGAUCCUGUGGCGGCAGGCACUAAAGAGCAGAGAGCUCAGAAUCCAAGAAAUGGCAUCCAUGGGGAUAGGCAACCAGCCAUUCAUGGACAUCAAGCCCAGAGACCGGGCCCGUGACUGUGCAGUGAUAAGCGACCGGGCUCCCAAAUGUGCAGUGAUGAGCAACCGGGUCCCCGACAGCAUCGUCAAGGGCACAGAGUCACAAAUGAGAGGGUCCACAGCGGUGUCCUCCUCUGAUCAUGCCACCCCCUUCAAGCGACCACACUCCACCAUCUCGGACAGCAGCACCUCCUCUUCUAGCAGCCAGUCCUCCUCCAUCCUGGUGUCACUGGGCCUGCUUGUGUCCUCCAGCCCAGCCCACCCGGGCCUGUGGAGCCCUGCCCACAGCCCCUGGUCAUCUGACAUCAGAGCCUGCGUCGAGGAAGAUGAGCCAGAGCCAGAACUGGAGACGGGCACCCAGGCUGCGGUGCAUGAGGGGGCUCCUGCUGUGCUGCUGAGCCGCACACGCCAGGCCUGAUGACUCUGGGGGUGGCAGUGCCCAUCGCGUAGCUGGAAUGAUACAUAGGGAGCAGCACGCCAGGCCUGAUGACUCUGGGGGUGGCGGUGCCCAUCGCGUGGCUGGAACGAUCCAGAGGGAGUAGCACAGCAGGUGUCCAGGUAUUUCUCUGGAUUUUAGACACUCCCUAACAUUUUCAAACAAAUUUAAAAUUUUGUCUGAUUUAAAAAACAAACCUUCCACUUCCACCCAAGAGAACAGCAUAGGAAACAGACCUAAAACAAGACAAAAAAAGACUAAACAUGAAACAAAAGAUGUCAAGACACAAGACAUUUGGCAACAAAGGACUGUGAUCCCUGAGAGACAGGAAAACGGGAGGUGAGCCCGGUGAUGGCCUCAGACCUCCCUCCACCUUGAGAGUUUGCCGGCCUCAGUGCAGGGAGGGGCCCAGGAAGAGCCCAGCAGCCUCCGUGAGUUGAAGAGACCAAGUCAGCAGGAGUUUGCAGGUCAGAGUGCCAGAGAGAGAUGCUUGCAUGGGGAAGGACUCACCAGAUCAGCCCCUCCAGCACCCAGUGGGGUGCUACCCAUUCACACACUCAAACAGGGAGGCUACCAAGGCUGGGAGCAACCUUUGAAAAGACCAAAGAUGAAUUCCUGGUACUCAUGUGGGCUGGGGACAGGACCCACUCCCACCAGCCAGACUGGGAAAACUCCCAAUAGAUCAAUUCCUGAUACUCAUGGGGGCUGGGGACAGGACCCGCUCCCACCAGCCAGACUAGGAAAACUCUCAAUAGAUCAAUUCCUGAUACUCAUGUGAGCUGGGGACAGGACCCACUCCCACCAACCGGACUAGGAAAACUCUCAAUAGAUCAAUUCCUGAUACUUGUGGGCUGGGGACAGGACCCACUCCCACCAGCCAGACUAGGGAAACUCAGUAGAUCAAUUCCUGAUACUCUUGUGGGCUGGGGACAGGACUCACUCCCACCAGCCAGACUAGGAAAACUCCUAAUAGAUCAAUUCCUGGUAUUCAUGUGGGCUGGGGACAGGACCCACUCCCACCAGCCAGACUAGGGAAACUCUCAAUAGAUCAAUUCCUGAUACUUGUGGGCUGGGGACAGGACCCACUCCCAGCAGCCAGACUAGGAAAACUCUCAAUAGAUCAAUUCCUGAUACUUGUAGGCUGGGGACAGGACCCACUCCCACCAGCCAGACUAGGAAAACUCUCAAUAGAUCAAUUCCUGGUAUUCAUGUGGGCUGGGGACAGGACCCACUCCCACCAGCCAGACUAGGGAAACUCUCAAUAGAUCAAUUCCUGAUACUUGUGGGCUGGGGACAGGACCCACUCCCACCAGCCAGACUAGGAAAACUCUCAAUAGAUCAAUUCCUGAUACUUGUGGGCUGGGGACAGGACCCACUCCCACCAGCCAGACUAGGAAAACUCCCAAUCUGUGAGCAUUAGGUGAAGUUCUCAGAAAAUCUUGCCUCAGGAGUGGGGAUAAUUAGCCCUAGACUGAGCCCUGCUCCUGACUCACCUACAAAAUCAUAAAAGCAAGACCUAAAAUGAUGAAACCAUUCCCAGAUAAUUCACUCCAUCCCAGAACAAAGCUCCAGAUGAUCUAGGGGUUACCAAAGUGUCUGCACCCUGCAAGGUAAACUCACAGUGCCUGACCUCGGGAGUGCCAGGCAUGCAGAGGAGCAGCCAAGGGCAAACACGCCAAGGAGAGUCACCUGGAAAAGCCAACCACCCAGAGCUGGCGUCUGUGUUAGAAUCACAGAACUCAAACUGUGGCUGAAACCGUGGCCCAGGCGUCCAGAAAGUUAAAGUUAAGAACCUGUAAUCCCAGCACUUUGGGAGGCUGAGGCAGGCGGAUCAUGAGGUCAGGAGAUUGAGACCAUCCUGGCUAACAUGGUGAAACCCUGUCUACUAAAAAUACAAAAAAUUGGCCGGGCAUGGUGGUGGCCGCCUGUAGUCCCAGCUACUCGGGAGGCUGAGGCAGGAGAAUGGCGUGAACCCAGGAGGUGGAGCUUGCAGUGAGCCGAGAUCACGCCACUGCACUCCAGCCUGGGCAACAGAGCAAGACUGUCUCAAAAAAAAAGUUAAGAAAUGACUUAAUGGAAGAGGUUCAGAAGACCCAGACCAACCUUACAGGGAUGAGAAACUACAAUAUUGACAGUGAAAACUAUCCUGAAUGGGGUAACAGAUUGGAUUUCACAGAAGAGACCAUGAGGCACCUUGAAGACGCAUCAGUGGAAACUAUUUGCAUUAGUUGGGCCUCCAGAGAGACAGAACCAAUAGGAGAUAGCUAGAUAUAUAUACAGACAGAUAGAUAGAUAGACUGACAGACAGCUGAGAGGGGCCUUAGGGGCACUGGCUGACACAAUUUUGGCAGGUCAAGAGCCCCACAACAGGCCAUCCACAAGCUGGAGACCCAAGGAAGCUGCUAGUGUGGCCCAGUCCAAGUCCUAAAGCAUCAGAGCCAGGGAAGCCAGUGGUGUAAUUCUCAGAGGCCAAAGGCCUGAGAACCUGGGGGCCACUGGUAUAAGUCUGGAGUCCAUAGACCCAGUGAAUUCCAAACACGAGAGAUGAGUGCACGUCAUAAUCAAAUUGCAUAUAACCAGUGAUAAACAGAAAAUCCUAAAACCAGUCAGAGGACAAGGGCAUGUUCUGUUGGGAGGCACAAAGCUGAUGAGAAUAGCUGACUCAGGAGCAGCAUGGGUGAGAGGCAGUCGAAUGUACUAAGGAGAAAACUGCCAAAUUCACAUUCUGUACCUGACAAAAUCUUUCCGAAACAAUGGUGACAUAAAGACAUUUUCAUACACACAGAAACUAACGGUUUUGUCACCUGCAGACCUGCACUACAAGAAAUGUUAAAUGAUGUGCUUCAGGGAAAAGAAAAAUGAAGAGCAUGUACACCAUUCAAGAUUUUCCUCUUGUUAUUUAAAUCCCUUUAGCCCAUCUCCCAUUUGCCCCAAGAAAUGAGUGCUGGCAGUGAGCUGCACUUUUUUUUUUCUAAACGCGAAAUGGGUUAAAAGAUGAAUGGCUUGGCCGGGUGCGGUGGCUCACGUCUCUAAUCCCAGCACUUUGGGAGGCUGAGGCCAGAGGAUCACUUGAGCCCAGGAAUUGGGGGUCAUCCUGGGAAACAUGGCAAGACCGCAUCUCUAUUAAAAAUAAAUAAAAGUUAAUUGA